CCUGCGCUGUCGGGGAGAGCUUCAAGCUUCUCACCCCCCCCCCCCUUUGUUGUUGUUAUUGUUGUUGUUGCCCCUGCCGCGCCUUCACCUUCCGAACCGUUUGCCUUGUUGUCGCGUCGCAAGCAGCAAUAACCAUCAGCAGCAGCAGCAUCGGCACGGAUCAGCGAUUUUUUUUUUUAUCUCCGUCGAAUCUUCAUUGAGGCGAGCGGCGUCGUCUGUGCUGAGAUCGUGGUGCUGGUAGUGGUGGUGCUGGUGGUGGUGCUGGUGGUGCAGGAGGAGGAGGACCGGCGUUCGCAGAGAGACGACGGAGACAUCCGUUAAUCGGGAUACGAAACGUCGCUUCUGCUAAGAUUGACGCUGCGAGCCCUACCGCCCCCCCACACACACACACACCUACCAUCACCACCACCACCUCAAGGCAGCAGUAGCAGCGGCAGCAGCGGGCAAACCCACAACGAAGCAUAAGGGAGCCUCGACCACGUCGCUGCCCGGGUUCUCGGUGGAACGACGCGUUGGAGGAGGAGGAGGCGGUGGUGGUAGUUGAGGUGGUUUGUCAAGCAGCCGUAAGAAGAAGUGGUCGUGGUGGUGGUGGUUGUGCUGGGAUUCACUUCGGGUCUUGGUGCUGGAAGCCAAGAAGAAGGAACAGCGGAGGAGGGACACGCGGAACACGGCGAGAUAAACCGGGACUUGAAAUCGGAUUUGAUAUCGGAGUGAUAUUUUAAAAAACAAACCCAUUGCGGGCCAAAGCUGAAGAACGAUCCGAUCCGGAUCAGAGAGAGUUGUGUGUGUGAGCGCGUGUGGCCCAGAAUCGAAGCCAACAUCGGGAUUAAAUAUUAAAGAGGACGAACUCCAAAAAUCGUGGAGUCGAACGGACACGAAAAAACGGGGAAAAGCGAUCCCGACCCAGAGUCGGGAAGGAGCAUCGUCGACGGCGAGUGAAGAUCUGGGGACCUCGGAUUCACCGUCUCCGAGCCGGGUGGCGUGGGUAACCCGUCCCGCCACCAACACCAGAAACCCCCCACCCUCCCAUUAGCACGGUCGGACACGUACGGUGCGAAAGAAGGUCUCCGCACACAGCACAGCCAACCAAAUCGACCCACGUCGCCUCCGCCGCAACCCUCGGCGCAAGCAAACGGCUGCCGGAGAGAGAAGACGCGACCCACUUCAACCUCCACCAACACCACCCCCCACAGCCACUCCACCCCACCCCCUAGCCAGGGAGGGGUGGGAGGAGGGGGGCCGCGACCCCCCCCUCUUUUUCCGCCCCCACCACCCCCCCACCGAUCUCCGCCCCCCAUGGAGGUGGGGGAUGUCGGAGGAGCUCCGAGCGGGAAGCGAUGGAAGUGUGCCGCUUCGGGCUCUCGCUUCAAGCUGCUGCACGAGGGCGACGUGCAGGUGUGCGCCAUCCGACACGCGCGCUCCGCGGUCGUGCGCCACGGGCUCGGCUUGAGGCUGUUGCGCCGCUGGGAGGCGCACCACAUCGUGCUGGCCGACGGCAACGUGGCCUCCGUUACGCCAUGCGGGUAUCUGGCUCACCCCAUCCCCUACAGUGACAUUGAAGACAUCCAUGUGGUCGCGUGGGAGAACUCACCCAAGUACUGCCUCAAACUCACCGUCACGCGUGGCACCGUGCUGCUGCAGGCUGUGAACAGCUAUUUGAGAGACCAGUGGUACCAUUCCCUGCAAUGGAAGAAGAAGAUGAGCGACUACCGCUCGCUGCUGGGCGGCGCGAGGCGUCUCUCCGUGGUGCUGCACGAGGUGCGCGCCAUGGUGGACGCCACGCUCUGCUCGCCCUUGCAGGACGACGCCAUCAGCCAGGUCCCGCUGCACAUCGUCUCCGCCACCUUCCUGCAGAAUUCACACCUCACCACCAACGAGAUCGAUGACAUUAUUCUGGCAAUUGCUCCACUGCUGGACAAUAACCAUCCCUCUCCCGCUCUCUGUGACUUCUUUUGCAAGCACUGCGUGGCGUGCCCGCGGUCGAAGGUCGUCACUGAGGUCUUCACCCCAGUCGUGCAGAGAAUCCUCAAGCACAACGUGGACUUCCUCAAGAGCCCGUGCCUGCGCCUCUUCACGCAGGAGUUCCUCCUCGCUCUCAACGAGCUCAACGGCGGCGCGGCCGUCGUGCGCCGCUUCGUGCAGAGCAUGCACGGCCCCACGGGACAGUGUCCGCACCCCCGGGUCCUGUCCAACCUCGUGUCCGUGUGUCUCGCCGCCAUCUACUCCUGCUACGAGGAGUUCAUCAACAGCCGGGACAACUCACCGACGCUCAAGGAGAUGUGGAGCGGCUGCCAGCAGAAGGUGGACUGGAGCUACCUCCUGCAGCAGAGGCUGUGGCAGAGCGGCCUCGACUCCUCCUCCCUCGACGAGGCGACCUACGACCCGCGGAUCCGCACGUGCGUCCCGCGACCUCCGACCCCGCCGCCGCCGCCCUCCACCACCGCCUCCACCGCCACCACCGCCUCCACCGCCACCACCACCACCACCGCCACCACCGCCACCACCGGGAAGGACGCGGAUGCGGAGGCGGAGUCGCGCGACGGGCGGACGCUCCGUACGGCGGAGAUCGAGAUUCUGUUGGACGACGGAGGAGGAGGAGGAGGGGGAGGGGGGGACGGCGACGACGAGGACGACGGGACGCGGCGGAAGAGGAGGAGCGGCAGCGAGGACAGCCUCAUGGCGGCGCCGCGCUGCGCCGAGCUGAGGAUUGAGCUCGGGCCGCAGGCGGAGAGGGUGCUCUCGUGCUUCGUGGAGAUCCUGCAGACCCUCUCGGAAUACGAGGACUGGCGGCCUGCACUGGCGAGCCUUCUUCAACCCAUUCCCUUCCCCAAAGAAGCACUCGCUCAUGAAAAAUUCACGAGGGAGAUGAAGUUCGUGAUUCAGAAGUUCGCCAACGAUCCCCGGAGGGAGGUGCACUCGUGCCUCCUGGGGGUCAGAGCCAGCAAGGACGGGUGGUUCCAACUCUUCAGCCCGGGAGGGGUGGCUUGCGAUGACGACGGCGAGCUGUUUGCCACGAUGGUUCACAGCCUCAUGGCGACCUGCUACCGGACCAAGCGCUUCCUAAUGUCGCUCGCAAGCAACAAGCUGGGGCCUUGCAUGCUCCUCGCCCUGAGGGGGAACUCCACCAUGGUGGAGAUCCUGUGCCUCAUGCUGGAGUACGCCGUGAUCGAGGUUCGCGACUCCCAGCUGCAGAUCAUCUCGGCGCUGCAGAGCACGGAGGAGGGGCGGCGCGUCUACGACGAGCUGUGCGAGCGACAGCGCGAGCUACGAGAGCUGCAGAAGAAAGGGGGCCCCAUCAGACUGAGCCUGCCCACCAAGACCACGGACACGGACGUGGCGAAGCUGCUCAGCUCGGGCUCGUUUGGAAACCUGGAGAACCUGAGCCUGGCGUUCACGCGCGUCACCAGCGCCUGUGCCAAGUUCAUCAUCAAGCUGCCCGCACUCAAGCAGCUCAACCUGUGGUCCACUCAGUUCGGCGACGCCGGGUUGAUCCAGCUCUCGGAGCACCUCUCCUCACUGCAGGUGCUCAACCUGUGUGAGACUCCGGUGACGGACGACGGCCUCCUCUCGCUCACCGCGCUGGUGAACCUCUACAGCCUCAACCUGAACAGCACCAAGCUCUCGGCCGACACCUACGAAGUGCUCAAGGCCAAGCUGCCGAACCUGCAAGAGGUGGACAUCCGUUACACGGACGCUUGGUGACAGUGGGCGAGCGGGACGGGGAGGGGGGGGGAGGGUGGUGGGGGCAGGGGGGGGAUUAGUGAGAGAUAGUUCCGAUUGUGGCUUGAUGCCACGUGACUCUUUAUAAAUGUAAAAAAUAAUAUUUUUUUUCCCGUUAAUUUUAUAUUUUUUAUUUUUGCGUCACAUUCCGCUGAACAACAAAAACCCUGUGAGUCUGGUGGCGGGAGUGGCGGCGGCAGCGGUGGUGGGCACAGUAGGGGAGAACAGCCGGUGCAUCUGCCAGUCGUCAUCUCAGUCAGUCAACCCACGUCCGUCCCGUGACCUCCCGCCGGCGAGGCCUUCCGCACCCAGCCUGGCACAAGCGCCGCGGUGACGUCACCGCCACUCAGUGGCCAAUUGGCGGCUGCUGUUGGCGGUGGUGGUGGUUGUGGCGGGCGGUUUGGGCAAAGCAGUAACCGCAAAAACUCAGCACGUGUCGCGCGCCGUUGCUGCUGAUGCUCGUGCUGCCAUCAGCACCGCCAAUGCCGACAUCGUAAACCGUCUGCUGCUGAUACCAACACUGUCAUCAGCACUGCCACCAAUGCCUCUAUCGCUUCCACCACCACUACCACCAACAUCUGUAUCAUUGCUGCUCGAAAUAUCAUCAUCAUCUUCAUCAUCACUAUUAAAUAUUUUAAUCGCCACCACCAAUGCGUUUAAACGGUAUUAUUGAUCAUCAGCACCACCAACACUACCAUCAGCAGUGGUGAGCUGGUCGCCCGAGAAAAAGAGGCAGUGCUCAGUGUGGUCUCAUUGGGCCCGUAUUUAUAUCGCCUGGUUAAAUAAAGGAUGCGAAAUCAUCACCACCACCACUAAUAGUGUCAUUGGUCAGACUGAUGCCAAUGCCGUCUCACCAAUGCUAUCAUCAGCAGUGACAGUGCUACUGUCAUCUGUGCCGCCAACACUCUCAUUGGCACUGUUGUCACACAGGACUGUCACUACCACCACCACCAUCAUCGUCGCCAACGUCAUCUCUACCACCAUCACGACAACAAGACAAAGAUCUGUUGGGGCAAGCGCUGUUAUCGAGCACUUGUGAAGGCCGGCACGGCACACGAGGGGGUGGGUGGCCAGCACCACGCCCGACCGCCUUUGUCUCCCCAGUGGCGAUGUUUACACACCGCACCAGGUACUCGUUGGAGGCUGAGUCGACCUAGGAGAGGCCAAGGACCGGCUCAGAGAAUUGUUACUGGUGUUGACCGCUCCCCACGCCGCCACCAUCACCACCGCCACCAUCAGCCUCCAUCGUGAGCACUAUCAUCAUUGUCACCAUCGCCGCCACCGCCAUCAUCGCCACCAGCAAUGGUGGAAAUUCCCGGGACAAUAUCACGGCAGAGAGAUGCAGGUUCACCACGCUCACGACCGAGAUGAAUUGGGGCAUCGGAGGGCAAGGGAGAGUGGUGCGUUCGCGUGUGCGAAGAGCGUACACGCCACGCCGACGGGCACCGACGGGCACCGACGGGCACCGAACGACGGCCAAACAAGACGGCGCCGUCGGUAUUCACCGCUGUGCCGCCGCUGUUGCUGUUGCGACUGCGCCGUGCAGGUUCGGCACGAUGUCCGACGUUUCGGUCCGCGGUACCCCCCCCCCCCACCCCAAAAAAAAUUAGGUCCGAGAGCUACGAAUAGUGGUUAAGAAUUUUGUGAUUUGCAAAGAAAAAUUCUCAUCGUGACCUUAAAUGGGGGGGUGGCUGUUCAAUGUGUAGACCCCGACUCAUUCAUUACAUCUGUCCCAGGGUGACUGUGGUCAUCCGGCACACCGCAUCCAGUUUACAGCUCACCGUUCGCCACGUGCCACGUGCGUGUCAGGUGUCACGUGACAGCCGGGACAUUGCCCCCACCCGGCACGUCCCACGCCCUCGAUACCACUCGCUGUGCCCCCUCGCGACUGCCACCUGUGACCAGUUCACCUUUGACCUGUUGAGAUAUUUCCGCACCCCGGCACAUCGCGUCCAAGGUACCUCUCACUGUGGCUGGGGUUGGGGGGGGGGGGCUACCGGUCCCCCCCACGUGAACCACUACUCCGUUCCUGCGUUUGAGUGAACUUUGUUUAUUUUUUAUUUUUUCCAGGUCAGGUGGUGGCAGUGUGUACAAACCGCUGCACCACCGCUCCCGUUUUUUUCCUGUCGAAAUUAAAACACUGAACAAUUACACUGGUCAACACACUUUUGCUGGCAUAAGGUAUUCCAACGGUUUUAGGGCAAUUUUGGGGUGCUGAUUCUAAAUCUGGCAUCAGUUUUUGUCUAUCACAUCAGGUUUUUGAGAUAUCAAAUAUUGCAUUUUCAAUAAAAACUGCAGAAGAAAAAUAUUAAAUAAAUGUGGAUAUCUACAUAAAAUGAUAUUAUAAACACACUAUCCUAAAAAUACAGCACCAUAUUUUAACACUGAAGCAGUCACUGACUCGCAACAACUUGCAAUCAUAAUUGACAGAGUUAAUUUCGGGUAAAAUCAAUGAAAAUAGGGUAUGCCGAUAGCAUAAAAAUGACAUCUGAUAGAGCAAAUCUGAGAUCAGCUUUGGAAUCAGCACCCUGAAAUUAGUCUAGAACAGCUGCAAAAGUCCAGGCCAGAAAAAAAAAAUGUUUUUUUUUUUUUUGUUGACCAGUGAAAUUCUUAGUUGACCAGUUAAGGCCACAUUGAGUUAUUUGGCUCUAAUCUCGAUUUGAAGUUUUCGUGACGGCAGAGAUCCAUACUCUUUGGUUCUUUCGGUAAAGUCACGUGGGUAUAAAAUAAAAUAAAUUAAAUCACGACGUGUCGAUUGCAACACAAGCAAUCAUCAUCAGGUGGGAAAACCACGGCAAGAAUUGUUUUUUUAUUUGGCUCUAUUUCAGAAGCUGUCUGGCUGCCACGAAUUAUAUCUCGACCAAGUGGGCUUAUCAUCAAGCGGAAAUUGAUAGCAGCCAACUACUCUUUAACGCGAAAUGUUGAGUCUAAUUUCGGAAGGCAAAAACCGCGGGACCUGGAGAAAAAUCCACGCGAUCACGGGGAGAGAGAGAGAGAUAUUCAAAACUCCACAUAUACAGCAGGCGUCAGGGUCGGGAUCGAACCCACGACCUCUUGUAUACCAGGCGAGGUAGUUAACAUCUCACCACCAUGGCACGUUAAUCCACACAUACCUUUCAAAUACCUCUCGUGACACCAGGUGGCAUAAAAGCAAACCUGGCACGAUUGUUCAUUCCUCUCCUGUGCUUUCUUCGCUGUAUUUAUUAUUAUUAUAUAUAUUAAAUAAACAAACAAAAAAGUAUAAUGCGUAAUAGUUAAGUCAAGGUUUUAGCUAUCGUUAACAUUUUUUUCAAGGCGACUUAUAGAAUUCGUAGCAGAUAUUGCCAAACGCAGGAAGUGCAAUACCCGUGAACCACGCUCGUGGCCUGCAUCGCGCAUUUAUCGACGGAACUGGCCCAUAUUUUAUAUCCGAUACCCAACUUUUUUCCACUGGCACAUCCGAGGCGAGCCAGCGGGGCUUGGCCCUCGCGGUUUCGGGCGGGGUGUUUUUUUUCUUUUUCCACUGGACAUUUGCCAACCUGAGCCAUAACCCAACCGCGAUGCCACGCCAGCCUGACAAAGAAGACGUUCGAUCAGCGCGGUUGAGUACGUAGGGCGCGAAAGAAGUUCAACGUACGUACGCGCGCAGCAUACGUCUGAAUCUGGCUUGGGGCCAAGCAGGGCCAGGUACGGGGUUAACAGCCCGUCGGCUGCGCGUUACUCGGUACGCCCGUGUGCGGACACAGCAUUGCCGAGUUGCCCACACGCGUUUCCACUCGCUCGCUCCCCGCGUGCGGCAUCGGCGGCACGGCUUCUGCGGUGGAUAUAAACGAUGCCGGCCGCCAUCCUGAGCCGCUGUCGGGCUGGCUCGGCUCGGUUGUGCGGUGGAAAAGACGAGAGGUGUGCCGGGCGUUAAGCGUGAUGUCGAGACCGUGUCCCCAAAAGGCCUACCUUAGCUUUGUUCGAAUUUGCGCACAGGUGCCCAUCAAGGUGUCAUUCGCCGUCAAUGUGUUUCUCAUUGGGACGCAGUUUGAGCUACGGUUGGUUGAAAGCGUGGUCCCCGCUUUUUUUUAUUUAUCUGAAAAAAAUUGGACCGAUGCACGGAUGAUAAUGCGUUUUUUAAAAUAAUUUCGAAAUUAUGACGUCACGGGAAAUGACGUCACCUAUCAAUGAAGAAAGGCCAUUACGCGAAACGUCAGUUUUAUAUAAAAAUGUGAAAUUCCACACAGUUAUUGACGAAUGUACGCUUUACGAAUUUUUUAACAACGCAGUUCCAACCGCUGUCUUAAGUAGAAUUAUUCAACGUCUGGAUGAUACCUUGUUGACACCCUAUAUCAUUGCCGUGUGUGUGUUUCAUCAUCAUCAACAGCAGCGGCCAUGCCCAAUCCACUGCUAGAUGAAGGCUUCUCUCGCAAGCCACCAUCACCGCCAUCUCUCAUCACGAGUGUGCCAAUCCACCGGGCGCUGGCUCUCCACACUCACCACUCACCGCCCACUCACCAACUCACUCACCCACUCACCCACUCACCAACUCACUCACCGCCCACUCACCACCCACCCACUCACUCACCCACUCACCACCCACUCACUUACCGCCCAUUCACCACCCACUCACUCCCCCACCCACCAACUCACUCACCGCCCACUCACCACCCACCCACUCAACACCCACCCACCCACCCACUCACCCACCCACUCACCGCCACC
This is a messenger RNA of Lethenteron reissneri (Far Eastern brook lamprey), 8406 nucleotides long. RefSeq names its product c-Maf inducing protein (gene CMIP). Gene Ontology annotation, cellular component: cytosol; nucleoplasm. The record is from RefSeq and is a predicted model, not a curated record. NCBI's taxonomy places the organism in Eukaryota, Metazoa, Chordata, Hyperoartia, Petromyzontiformes, Petromyzontidae.